GUGAUGUCAAUAUCUGUGUUAAGACCCGGAUAUUAUUCACAACCUGCACACAGUUCAAUCAGCAGAGAGGCGGAGUGGUGAUGAGUUGGUGCAUCCAUGAACGCACGUCGGCGACACGGUCCUAGAAGCAGCCAGGACGGGGUGUACACUGGGCCGUCUCAGACCCAGUCCCAGCUGGUCCAGCAGCUGGAAACCCCCCUGGCUGUCCCAGCACCCAUAGCCCCUGUUGUAGACACAUUCAGCAUGUCCUGCCGAGACCGUACCAGUGAGUUUCAGUCUGUGUGCAAGUCCCUGCAGGGGAGACAGAAUGGAGCACAACCUGUCAGAGCUGUCAACAGUGCAGUCAGACAGCGGAGUGAAUUCACGCUCUUGGCUAAGCGAAUUGGAAGAGACCUCAGCAACACUUUUGCCAAAUUGGAGAAGCUCACAAUCCUUGCCAAAAGAAAGUCCCUUUUUGAUGACAAAGCAACUGAAAUCGAUGAACUCACUUACAUUGUGAAACAGGACAUUAACAGUCUAAAUAAGCAGAUAGCUGGCCUGCAGGAAGUCGUUCGAUCACGGAGUGGACAGAAUGGCAGACAUCUUCAGACACAUUCCAACACCAUCGUAGUCUCAUUACAGUCCAAACUGGCUUCGAUGUCAAGUGACUUCAAGUCAGUCCUGGAAGUCAGAACAGAGAACUUAAAACAGCAGAGAAGCAGGCAAGAGCAAUUUUCUCAGACUCCUGUCUCAUCCUCCUCUUUCCACACCAACAGCUUCAACAAUUCGGUGCUUAUGCAGGACGACUCCAAGAAGACGGAUAUAUCUAUAGAUAUGGACCUCAGCUCCAGUCAGCAGAUGCAGUUAAUCAAUGAACGGGAUUCAUACAUUCAGAACCGUGCAGACACUAUGCAGAAUAUAGAGUCCACCAUUGUGGAGCUCGGCUCCAUAUUUCAGCAGCUGGCUCAUAUGGUGAAAGAACAGGAAGAGACCGUACAGAGAAUUGAUGCUAAUGUAGAGGACACUCAGCUGAACGUGGAGCUAGCGCACUCAGAGAUACUCAAAUAUUUCCAGUCUGUGUCCAACAACCGCUGGCUGCUCAUCAAGAUGUUCCUAAUCCUCAUCAUUUUUUUCAUUGUCUUUGUGGUUUUCAUGACCUGACGUCCACUCUUGAGAGGGGCAGAUUUAAAAGGAAUGAGAGGGGCUGUUCUCUCAGUCUUCUUUUUUCUCUUCUCUGCUCACUGGCCGGUGAGCUCUGUUUUAGUGAUCGUUUUCCUCAAAAUAGAUGGCAUUUAAUAUUUAUAAGCCUCAAUUCAAUAUAGGCAGAGCAUUUGUCAGUUUGUAGUCGAUUUACAACAGUUUGUCCAUUUAAAUUUCAAUCUGAUAUGUUUCUGUAUCUGUAGAGCAAACUCUUGGAAAUGAUUGUCCAUAAUUAGCUUUUCUAAAUCACACAGAUUGCAGAGAUAUCCUUAAGUAAAGCCAGCAAUCGUCUCAUGGAUAAAGAACCACCAUUUUAACAAAUUCUGGGUGACUUUUGAUUGGUAUUAAUCAUAAUACACCCCUUUAGUCAUCAUGUGUUCUGAGACCUUUUUAUGCAUUUGCAUUUUUUCUCUCUGUUGUCUAAAUAUUAUUUUAGAGAAGACUUUAUGCAGGGAUUUGUAACAGAAUCCCUCUUAUAUUCUGCCUGCUGCAGUAGACCACCAAGCCAUCUCAAAUGACAGUAAUGCUUCUACACGUUUAUGGUGACUGACUAGAGGUUUUUAAUGUGUAUUCUUUCUAGUUUGGAUUUUGGAAUCGAUUACCACUUUUGCACAACUUGUGAAUACAGCUAGUUCAGCAGGUGAGAAAUCCGUAUUUGGAGCUAGUGAAAUUUUCCAACUUUUGGCCAUGAAUCAUGAAAGUUAAACAAUUCAGACAGGAUUUAUUUUUAAUUUCAUUGGGUGUUUUAAUCAUCCUUCGUAAGCUUGUUUGUACACUGCGGUUCAGCUUGUCAGUAUUUCUCUGUGUACGGUCUCAGGGGGUCCAUGAGAAUACUGCUUUCCAGAUCUCAACGUAAAUGGUGUUUUUUAGAGAAUACACUCAUUUGUGUUUAACUGGACUUUGAGAUUGGGGGAAAGUCCCACCCCACCAUUUGUGAAAUGCAUACUGU
This is a messenger RNA of Sinocyclocheilus anshuiensis, 2128 nucleotides long. RefSeq names its product syntaxin-5-like. Gene Ontology annotation, molecular function: SNARE binding; SNAP receptor activity. Gene Ontology annotation, biological process: vesicle fusion; intracellular protein transport; endoplasmic reticulum to Golgi vesicle-mediated transport. Gene Ontology annotation, cellular component: SNARE complex; endomembrane system; Golgi membrane. The record is from RefSeq and is a predicted model, not a curated record. The coding region runs from base 97 to 1140 and encodes 347 amino acids. The transcript has 11 exons. Lineage: Eukaryota; Metazoa; Chordata; Actinopteri; Cypriniformes; Cyprinidae.